AUGGCUACCGCUACCUCGUUCGACGAGCCCGUCCUCUCGCUCCUUCAGCGCUCGUACCCCGACGCCGGAGCCGCUACUGACGCCGAUGCCGUCAAGCUCUCGAGCGCCAUUUUCAAGAACGUCCAGUACACCGACGCCGAGAAGACUGAGAUCACGCAAUGGCUGAUUACCUCCUCACACGUGGGCUCCGCCACUGAGGACGAGGCAAAGCGCGCUGAGCGCCUGUCCUCGCUGAACACCCACCUGUCCACUCGCACCACCCUUCUCGGCGCGAAGCCCUCGGUGGCUGACGUUGCCCUCUACGCCAAGCUGGCCCCGGUUGUCUCGAAGUGGUCGCCGGAGGAGAGGACGGGCGAGCAGGGCUACCACCACAUCGUGCGCUUCGUCGACUUCAUCCAGAAUGCCCCGGUCUUCGGUUUGAAGGUUGGCGAGGAGGAGAAGGUCAAAGUCGACCAGGACGACGUCAAGUUCACCAUCAAGCCCAUCGAUGCCAAGGCCGAGAAGGAGCGCAAGAAGAAGGAGAAGGAGGCUGCCGCGGCUGCAGCAGGCGGUGCUACUCCCACCUCUGCCACUGGCGGCGAGGCCAAGAGCAAGAAGGAGAAGAAGGCCCAGGACAAGGUUGAGAAGGCCGGCGAGGCUGUUGCCGCGGCCGCUGGUGCCGGCAAAGAGGGCAAGAAGAAGGAAAAGAAGGAGAAGCAGCCCAAGCCGCAGAAGGCUGCGCCUGCUGAGAAGCCGCUGUCGCCCUCCCUCAUUGAUCUCCGCGUGGGUCACAUUCUGAAAGCUGAGAGGCACCCCAAUGCUGACAGCCUGUACGUCUCGACCAUUGCCGUUGGUGACGCACCCGGCACCGAUAACACUUCCGAGUACGAGGGCCAGGUUGUUCGUACCGUCUGCUCUGGUCUGAACGGCCUGAUUCCGCUCGAGGAGAUGCAAAACCGCAAGAUUGUCGCUGUCUGUAACCUUAAGCCUGUCACUAUGCGCGGCAUCAAGUCUUGCGCUAUGGUGCUUGCGGCAUCGCCCAAGGUCGCCGAGGGCGAGGACAGCCACAAGGGCCCCGUCGAGCUCGUCAACCCGCCUGCCGAUGCCAAGGCCGGUGACCGCGUCUUCUUCGAGGGCUGGGAGGGCGAGCCUGAGGGCGUGCUCAACCCCAAGAAGAAGAUCUGGGAGACGCUUCAGCCGGGCUUUACCACCACUGACAACCUCGAGGUUGGCUUCGAGGUCGGCGACGUGCCGCAGCUUGCUGGAGAGGGCGCGGAGAAGAAGACCGGUUUGGGUAAGCUGAAGACCGCCACCGGUCUCUGCACCGUCACCACGCUCAAGGGUGCUACGGUUCGGUAA
Messenger RNA from Lasiodiplodia theobromae, 1338 nucleotides. Its product is annotated as Multisynthetase complex auxiliary component. The record is from RefSeq and is a predicted model, not a curated record. The coding region runs from base 1 to 1338 and encodes 445 amino acids. NCBI's taxonomy places the organism in Eukaryota, Fungi, Ascomycota, Dothideomycetes, Botryosphaeriales, Botryosphaeriaceae. Gene Ontology annotation, cellular component: methionyl glutamyl tRNA synthetase complex. Gene Ontology annotation, molecular function: tRNA binding. The transcript has a single exon.